Penicillium salamii is the source of this 1107-nucleotide messenger RNA. The record is from the annotation of a GenBank genome assembly. NCBI's taxonomy places the organism in Eukaryota, Fungi, Ascomycota, Eurotiomycetes, Eurotiales, Aspergillaceae.
AUGGCUUCGCGACGUGGGGCCCCAGACAACGGGGACGAAAUGACAUCCCCGCAUUCAUUUGUUAAAUUGAUGGCGCUGGAGCGGCUGCAAGAAAUCUCGAUUACACACCCGGAUACUCUAGAGCCAGAGAGAAUUGAACGAUUUCGCUCUUUGGCAGCACCGUAUCCUCCCGGCCAGGGAACGCGCGCGUUCGGCGGCCAUGUUUACGCGCAAUCCGCAUAUGCUGCGUCCAAGACCGUCAGUCCAGGAUUCGUUGUUCAUGAUAUGACGGGGACGUUCGUUCUCGGAGGUCGUCUCGACACGCCUUAUGUGUUCACAGUGCGACACGUCCGUGAUGGCUUCAUGUACAGCACACGUGCUGUUGAUGCACGACAAGAGGGCAAAGUUUGCUUCUCGUGUAUAUGUUCUUUCAAACGCGAUGAACGCCAACGUCUCUUUGACCACCAGCCAACAUCAGCACAGGAGCGCUUCGGCUCCAUCCUCUCGGCAAAGCAGCCAGAAGCCCAGGAAGUCAGUCCAAGCGUUGAUGCCGACUGGUGGAUUGACAAUGUUCGGCAAGGUAACAUUGCCGAGAUCGAGUUCCCGGGUCUAGAUGUGCGCAAAGUCGAUAUGCAAGACUACAACCAUGCCGAGGAUAUCAAACAGCAUCCUGAGCGGUAUCGCCAGCUCACACAAUACCGACUCAAGGGGUCACCGGAUGAAGAUCCCAGCGCUACUCUAGCACAAAUUCGAGAAAGAGAAGAGGCUGGGAAAUAUGACAAUUUGUAUGCGUGUGCGCAUAUGUAUUCCAGUGAUAAGAACUCGCUUCUUUUGAUCCCGCGUGCCCUAGGGAUCAAAAAUUGGACAGAAAUGGGGAGCCUCACGCUGACUGUCAUCUUACAUCGGCACGCAGAAGCCAUGCGCAUGAUUGACUGGUCAAGGGUCGGCGAAGAGGAGACCGAGUUGCCGAAAAAGUGGUUCGUCCAGGAGGGAUGGACGCCUCAAGCUGGUGAGAAUCGGGGGGUGCACGAGAGUCAUCUAUGGAGCCCGGAAGGUGUGCUCCUUGGCACCUCCUUGCAAGAUAGCAUGCUGAGAUUAAGGAAGUUAGGAAAAACUCCUAAGUUGUGA